AUGCGCUCCCCUUCUCCAGUAGGAACCAAGACCGACGCCAUCGAGCUCGUCCAAACGUCCCUUGAGGCGGUAAACUUGGAUCUAGCGGGAUCUGAAGCUAAGAGUCCGCUUCAAGAGCUUCUCGACCUGUGCGGCCAACCGUCGGCUCCUGAUUUCAGUGCGUUCCUCUCUACGCACGUUUUCGGGCUGGCCGAGCAACACGCGCUCGGACAUCACUUCGAGGAAGGGCAGAGUGAGAGGGACGUAACUACGGGAUCGAACGGGUUUAGGAAGGUCGGCGAGGCGAGUUAUUCCGAGGUUUACGCUCUGAUCGACUCGCCAACGAGGGAGACGGGAUUGGUAGUGAAGGUCAUCCCGUUGAUUGAACAGGCUAAACCGGCAAGCUCAGACGGCGGAAAUGACGAAGAUGAGGCGGACGAGGAGGUGGCUUGUUCCCUGGUAGCAGACGUCAAGCGGGAGAUCGAGAUUACGCGGUUGAUGAGCGGGAUGGCAGAAGGGUUUGUGCGGUGUCACGGGGCGUAUGUGGUGCGAGGGAGUUACCCCGAAGUCUUGCUCGACGCUUGGGAUGAGUUUGAGGAUCAACGCGGAUCUGAUAGUGUUCGGCCUGGAGAUCUUCCGGAGAUUCAGCUCUACGCGCUGAUCGUGCUCGAGAAUGCGGGGGUCGACCUAGAGUCAUUCGAGUUUGACAAGACGACCGGAUGGAAGCAGGCUUGGGGUGCGGUUAUGCAGGUCGUCAAGACGUUGGCAGAGGGGGAAGUCAAGGCGAGGUUCGAACAUCGAGAUCUACACGAAGGUCAGGUCCUCCUUCGACCGGUCGAGACCAGCGCUCAUGACGACCCAGCGGAUGCCGCGCAUCCCGCCUUUAUCGGGUACAAGGCGACCAUGGUCGACUUCGGACUGUCCCGAGUGGACCACCCGGUUAUGGGAGAUCAGGACCCUUACUUUACGCCCAUCCCGGAAGACGUUUUCAGCGGCGUCGGGGACCAGUGGGACGUGUACCGUGCGAUCCGGGAUCUCGUGGAUGACGAGUCGGAUGGGGACUGGGCAGGACAUUUGCCGAGGACCAAUCUGAUGUGGUUGAGACAUCUCGCCAGGGUGCUCCUGCACUCGACCAGGAGUCUGAAGCGGCCGCGAGCGAAGCCGGCCGUCAAGGGCACAACGCGGAAACCGGUAGCGGCGGCGGUGUCAGUAAAACCGCCAGAGAACGUCAUAUACUAUGAGAAGCUUGUCGACUUUGAACGGACAUUAGCGGAGGUACUGGAAGGACCGACGACGAGGCCGAGGACACGGCAGAAGAGGACAGCCAAAGGUGUGGCGACAGGCGGGACCAAGAUGACGACUAUGGUCGAGUUCGCGGAAUUGAUGAGGACGAAGGAAUGGAUAUAG
This is a messenger RNA of Filobasidium floriforme, 1386 nucleotides long. RefSeq lists its product as uncharacterized. Gene Ontology annotation, biological process: intracellular signal transduction; mitotic cell cycle. The transcript has 5 exons. Gene Ontology annotation, molecular function: histone H3T3 kinase activity. The record is from RefSeq and is a predicted model, not a curated record. Gene Ontology annotation, cellular component: nucleus; cytoplasm. Lineage: Eukaryota; Fungi; Basidiomycota; Tremellomycetes; Filobasidiales; Filobasidiaceae. Bases 1 to 1386 code for a protein of 461 amino acids.